AUGACGUUCGCCAAACUCUCAGAGAAUCCGGAGUACUCCAGCAUUCUACCAGCAACCUUUCUUCACGGCUAUGCAUCGGCAGCCUACCAAAUCGAAGGCGCAACUUCUCAGGGUGGCCGUGGGGCAUCCAUUUGGGAUGAGUUCUUGAGAGAUUCGCCGGAAAAUGGUGACACUGCCUGCAACUCAUAUCAUUUGUGGAGAAAUGAUAUCGAACUUCUCAAGCAGUAUGGGGCUAAUUCAUAUCGAUUCUCCAUAUCGUGGUCGCGAAUCAAGCCUCUCGGAGGCAGGAAAGACGAGGUUAACCAUGAAGGAAUCAAGUAUUACAAUGACCUCAUCGAUGGGCUUUUGGAAGCUGGAAUCGAGCCGACGGUCACUUUGUUCCAUUAUGACGUUCCAUUGUCACUCCAGAGACGGUACAGAGGGUUUGCGGCAGCCGACAGUGGAGAAUUGGUUGAAGAUUUCUGUUCAUUUGCGAGGCUCUGCUUCGAGACCUUCGGUGACCGGGUGAAACGAUGGUUAACCAUCAACGAGCCUUGGAUCUUUACGAUAUUGUACUCUUUGGGUCUUGCUGAAGACUGGACUCAACCCGACUUUUUCAGGGUUGGACACAACUGUAUACUCGUUCAUGGCCACGUCGCUCGUCUUUAUCGUGAAGAGUUUAAAAUGACACAGGACGGUCAGAUUGGGAUUGCUCUGAAUAUGGAAUGGGUAGAGCCUGUUGAUGAAUCCCCUGCGGCUGUGCAGGCUGCUAAUCUCGCCACAGAGAGAUGCAUUGAUUGGUUUGCGAAGCCUAUCUUUCUCGGUACGCAGACGAAUGCUUGGGAUCGCCACAGUGACAUUUUUCCUCGAUUCUCCGAGGAAGAGUUGCAAAUGUUAAAUGGUUCUGCAGACUUCUUCUCUGUGAAUCAUUAUGGAACGUCUUACGCUACAGGGAGGAUCCUAGAGCCUGGAUCUAAGCUGGAUAUAUGGACUAUGGAUGAAGUAGAGAAGUCAUGGACAAAAGAUGGAAUAUUAAUCGGGAGACGAGGCCAUAACGGCCACCCGCAUACUGUUCCCUGGGGCUUCAGAAAGGUGCUUGUCUAUUGUUGGGAUCAUUUUGCCAAAGCAUUAGACAUUCCCAUCAUUGUCUAUGAAAACGGAUAUGCCAUGGAAAAUGAAAGCAGCAUGGCUAUUGAGUCUAUUAUAGACGAUACCGCUCGACAGGAGUACUACAACAAUUACUUCCAGGCCCUGUGUGACGCAGUGAAAAUGGAUGGGGUGCAGGUUGCAGGAUAUCACGCCUGGAGUCUCCUCGACAAUCUUGAAUGGCACAACGGCUACCAGCCGCGAUUCGGAGUCACAUUUGUGGAUCGUGAGGCCGGAUAUAAGCGCAUUCCCAAAAAAUCGGCUAGCCUUCUCAACUCUAUCUGGCGUUAUACGGUGCAUGGAAAACGCGAGUAA
Messenger RNA from Penicillium crustosum, 1440 nucleotides. RefSeq names its product glycoside hydrolase family 1 protein. Bases 1 to 1440 code for a protein of 479 amino acids. The transcript is spliced from 12 exons. Gene Ontology annotation, biological process: carbohydrate metabolic process. Gene Ontology annotation, molecular function: beta-glucosidase activity. Lineage: Eukaryota; Fungi; Ascomycota; Eurotiomycetes; Eurotiales; Aspergillaceae. The record is from RefSeq and is a predicted model, not a curated record.